Messenger RNA from Verticillium dahliae VdLs.17, 1275 nucleotides. RefSeq lists its product as uncharacterized. Gene Ontology annotation, molecular function: mRNA binding. Lineage: Eukaryota; Fungi; Ascomycota; Sordariomycetes; Glomerellales; Plectosphaerellaceae. The transcript is spliced from 4 exons. Gene Ontology annotation, cellular component: cytoplasm; ribonucleoprotein complex; nucleus. Bases 1 to 1275 code for a protein of 424 amino acids. The record is from RefSeq and is a predicted model, not a curated record.
AUGACGAGUGCGGCCAACAGCGUCCAGCGAGACGUAGAACCCGGUUGCAAGACGGGCCUCUACUAUAUAACCAUUGCCAAUUUGCCCUUUGGCACAUCAUGGCACGAGCUGAAGGACUGGCUACGGUACACCUGCAUCGUCGAGCAUGUUGAGAUCUUCAACAGUAGUACGUCCGGCUGGGUCCGGGUCAAAGGAGAGGACAACUUUCGUCGAGCAUUAGGACGCCUCAAUCAGUGCGAGUUUGGGGGUCGAUGCAUCAUUGCAGACGGACGCAAUGCCACGGAGCGCAUCAAGAUCAAGGAGCUCAUUGGUGACCCGUCGUCAUCAGCGCCGUCGAUCGCCUCACCACAUGUACGCGGCAUGUCGGUCAUGACCUCGCCAUCGUACGGAGUAGCUGUAAAGCCGCCGGCGACUGCGGGCCCUGGUCAUCAUGGCAAGUGGUCUGCUCGAACACCAUCCACCGGUGUUCCAUAUUCGCCCUACUCGUCCGUUGAAUUGCCAGCUCCGUAUCACGCCGAGACCCCUAGGACGCCGUAUUAUUCCUCGUCCAACAGCACCACCGGGUACACCGAUGCUGCAGGUGGUUACCCGUACGAGAUGGAGCCGGCGCUCGGCGGUCGAGUUCGGCAAUCCUCCUACGACUACCGAGCACAGCAGUACGCCAUGUACGAGGGGCCAGGCUACGGCGACGAAGGGUCGUCGGCGGCGACUGGCGAGCACUACAGCUCCUCCGUAUCCUCUGCAGGCCUAUUAGUCACGGAACAGCGCAAAAUCAUCGUCAAACAUCUCAGCUCGAGCUCGUCUGAGGACCAGCUGAGGAAGCUCAUUAAAGCGUCCCUGAAGGUAGUCACGGCGGACAAGCACCAACUCCAACACAUUGAGUUUCCGCGCGACAACGACGGACGUCUGAGGGGCCACAUCUUUGCGACGUUCAAAACGCCCGAGGUGGCCUGCGGCAUCGUUGAAGAGCUGAAUGGCCAGCCCUUCCAAAGAAAAAUCCUUGAAGUGCGGCUGACAAACGAGGGAGUGAUCCGGGGGCUUGAGCAGCAGCAGCAACACCAUCACGAAGACUGGGACAGCAACGGCAGCAGACACAAGGACAAGUCGAAAAAGGACAAGAAGGACGCGGACGGCAAAAGCAAGAGCAGCAAGACGUCAAAAGGACGCGGACACGGUGACCGAUACGGUGACCGAGCCCAGGGCCCGCCCAUCAUCGCGAACGGGUCGAGUCGGGCGUCCAGAUCGCCUGAACGGGCGAGGCGAAGGGCCGUGUGA